CCAAGCGUCAGUGACUUCGCAUUCGCCGGUCAGAUCGGAUCUCUACAUAAAACGUACAGUGUUAUUACCUCAACCAAUAUUUUUACACUUACUAUUAUAAUUAUAUACUAUCAAUAAUUAAAAUCUAAAUUUUUAUCUAUGACAAAGUAAAUUUAUAAUCUAAUUUACGAAAUAAUUAAUAGCGACUGUGGAUGAUUUUUAUCGCUGUACUUUUAGGAUUAUAAAGAGGGAGACAAAUUUAAUAACUUGAAAACAGGAAUAAGAGAAAAAAUGAAUAAUUGCAAAAAAAAAGUUAAAAUGAUAAAAAAAUCUUGAUGGUUAUGGUGAAGUGCGAGGAUUAUUCAAAAAUAAGUUUAAAUGUAUUAAAUUAUAAACGCCAGUCGAAGUCGAAUUGCAAAUACAAGAUUUCAUCAUACUGGAGGCGUGAGUCUGCGGCCGGAUCGAUCAAUAGAAUUUUUCAUACUGGGCUGGAUCAUUUGAUGAUAAUAUAGAAUAAUAUUUUACUUCUGCGAAAGUAUCAUGAUUACAUAUUCAUUGGUUUUAGUGAUGAAAUUGAUAAAAAUAGAAGUUGAUGAAGCAUUGACUGGUUCGAUUAUUUACGACUAAGUCAUUUAAAGAUUUUUAUUUGGAAAUGUCAAAUAAAAUCUUUUUUUUUCAAUGAUGCCAAAUUCGAAUAUCCAGACGUUUACGAAGAAUACGUGGGUUUUUUUAAUCCCCUUAAUUCCGAUAAGUAUUAAGAUUGCGAACCGGAUACUCUUCUGAAAAAAGAAGUUGGUGAAAUGUCACAGAAUUUCGAAUUAUAAUCAGAUAUAUAUUUUAACAACUAACGGAAUUCAAACAAAAAAAGUAAUACCUAUAAAUAACAUCAUAUUUGUAAAAAUGGAAAAAGAAUUAUGCAUUAGUUGACAAGUUUUACAUUUGAUCUGGCUUUAGUUGUUUAAAAACCGAGUCCAGCAACUACAGUGACGACAGAGUGAGCAACCAACCGCGUCUGUUCUCCAUUACUCACUAUAGAGUCGAAGUCCGCGCGUGCAUGACCGAUUCGUUAGUUCGGUCCGGUCAGUUCGGUUCUCUUAUCCACUACAAAAGGAUUGCGGAAAAUUACAACCGAGUAAAUGAUAAAGAAAGGGUGGAUAAUUACACUAAUCGUACUUUGUCCUUGCUACAUUCCAUUGCACCUGGCAAUUGAUUGCAAUCAAUGAGAAUUAUAUUGGCUAUUUCUAUUUCUUGUAACAAUACAUCGCUUUUGUUAAAAAAAAGUAACAAAUGAGUACGAUGAUUGUCCAGUGAAAAUUACAAGAAGAAGGAAAAAAAAUAUCAACCGGAUGAUUUAAUUAUUCGAUGAACUGACAUCAACAAUUGGAAUGUGCAAAAGCAUUGCCAAGAAUUUACCAAGAAAGUGACAGUGGAUCUGACUCUUCUUGGAUGGCAUUGAAGAAAAGACGUCAGACUUGCAUCAUUGGACCUGUUGUUAGCUGGUGGCUGAUGUAGUGUUACUGAUUCACUUUCGACGGUUCCCAUAACGGAUCUGAGGGAAUUAUUACAACUCAAGUAAUAUAUAAUCUACCUCUUUGAUAAUUAAAUAAUCUAGUGUCAAAUAAAACAGUUUUAUUUUACGUGAUGUCAUUUAAAAUUUGUAAUCUUAUAAGUUUUAGUUGAAAUUUAUGUUGUGCCAGGCUGUGAUAAAGUAAAUUGAAUUUAAUUUUCAAAAUUAUUUUAAUUAUUAAUUAGUGAUAGUGACAAUUAAUCAAUAGUAAAAAAUAAAAUAAAUGAAAUAAAAAAUGUCAUCAAACGGUGAAUUUUCUACAAUAUCGAGUGGAGAAAUACCCUCCCUACCGAAAUCACUUCCUAGCUCCAGGGAAGCUACAGCUGAGGGUAAUUCAAGUUCUACUGGUGGUUUUAUGCCACUACGUGACUUUCUUGAUCGUUUUUCAUUACCAAGAGUUGUUAGGCUUGAGGGUACUGGUGGUCGUCCUGUUUUACUUUAUAAACAACAGCAACGAUCACUUAGAGUCACUGCAACCCUUUUAAUACAUAGAUAUCGUCACGAUGUCAAAGUUGGACCGGAAAUCGUUAUCCCUGAGGGUUAUCCGGGAUGGUUUUCCGUGGUUUCUGGUAAUAAUGCAAUGGGCAGUGCAAGAGUUUAUAGACGAAUUGAAAGUCUUGUACGAGCUGGAGUACCAGCCUUCCUCUUGGCGGCACCUCUUCGUGGCUAUACUCUCACACACUCUAAGAUGGAUGAUGGAAAUCUACGUGCUCAUUAUACCAAGACAAUAAUACAAGCUGGCGAAGUACUUCGUUUAAUAGCAGUCUUUCAGGAUACCAGAAAAUACAGUUCAAUAUCCUUUGGAAUAACCGGAGGUACAUCGGAAAAGGAUCAAUAUGCCCAGUGCUUAGACUCUCAUAGCCGUGAAGUAUUUGUCGCUUUAUCAACACGAAGUGAAUUUUACGCAAUAUGCCAGAGUAGUAAUGCAGAUAACGGAAAUGAUGCCGUUCUCUAUAGAGUACAUCAUUUAGCAAAACGUGCGCUUCCUCUUAGGGUUCGAUUAGUAGCCGGUCCACUACCAAUUCCACUACCAAGAGAAUAUGGAGGUCUAAUGCAAUUGGAAGCAUCAACGAGAGGUUCAAUUGUUCUCGGGUGCAUUGUACCCGAAAGACCAGUUCCGAACCCUGAAAUGCUUGAACUAGUAGUUUCGGGUAAUGGAGCACCAAGAGUUAGAAGAGCACAACUUGGGUAUCCAUCAGAGGCAAGACUACUCACAUCGCCAAAGAUACAACGAUUAUUAUCAGCUUGCAGUCGAGCGGUUGGCGAUCGUGCAACAGAACCACGAGUGGCGCCACAGAAACUUGAUGCGAGCAGUAUUAGUAAUAAUAGUCUUGGAGAUGGAUCUAGAGAAAUGCAUUUGAAGAAAAUAAAACCUAAACCGGAAACUAAGCCAGUGCUUCAGAGUUUGCGUGAGGGUCUUGAACACUUGAAGAAGUCAACUAUCCGCGAGCCUAGUCAAACUCGUCAGAAUUCAUCGAAUAGCUUUUUAGAAAGAAUAACUAAAUUGACGUAUGUCGGCGGCGGACGUAGCAGAAAUCCAGCCAAGAAGUCGGCGUCUUUUACAUUCGCUACAAAGCCAGAAGUUGUUGUCAAAGCCAAGGAACGAUAUUCAAGUCUCGAACCGGAUAGCUCGUCACAGAAUCAUUCAAAUAUUUCUAAACAACCAGUGCAAAGAUCUAUAUCUACUAGCUUUCUUGAAACACCGCCGGUAAAAGUUGAACUUGAACCAAAUUAUGCACGAGUAUGUGAUAGUUUGACGCCUUUGACAGUAACACCCCAAUCUAAAGUGAUAUGUACAAAAACCGAUGAUAUUUAUACGGAAAUUUGUGAAACUAAUCCCAAUAAAAAAACUCAAGAGUGUCCUGGUAGUCAUGUUAUUGCUAGGAUUAGAAUUGUUGUUAAGAGUAAUGAUUCGUAUCGAGAAAAACAAGGAGAAGAAAGAUAUGCUAACUCUUUAAUUGCAUCACAACAGAUUAAUUCUAUUGUCGAUGCUGAAGAUGAAGUACUUUAUAACACUAUUUUUUGAUAGUUUCAUAUCUUUAAGGAAAUUUAUUAAUUAAUUAAUUAUAUUAUUUUUUUGUGAGUUCGAGUCAAAAUUAAAAAAGUACUUUGAGCCUUAAAAGCCUCAAUUCUUUUGAUGCUAGACUUACCGCUGAAUGUAAUAUAUUGCGUGCGAAAUACCAAAAGGGCGUAUAAAAAUUUUUUUUUUUUGCCAAUCACUUUGUAAAAAUGAACAAAAAAAAUUUCCAAAGGCGAAAGGGCGUAUGUGUCAAUUUGUACGCCCUUUUGGUUUUAGGAACUUAAAAUUUUGUGAUCUAAAGCCGAAAGGGCGUAAAAAAUAUUUUUUUUCUAAUCGCCUGUCAAACAUAGCCCAAGCUAGAAAAUGAAAAAAAAUGUCGAAGCCCAAAAAGCGUAAUGUUCAUUUAAUCGGAUUUUAUUACAAAACAAAUAUUUAAUUUUAAUGCUUAACCAAAUGAAUUCUAAUUUUAAUUGAAAUUGAAAAAAACUAUGAAACACUAUUCGCUAUUGAGGCGCGAAAUCUCAAAAGGUUCGAAUAUAUAUUUUAUCGCAUGGUAAUCAUUUUUCAAAUCAUUCAAACGUAUUGAGUUUUUUUAUAUUAUAAGCAUUUAAAGAAGUUAAUUUUUUCUUUGCUUGAGUCACACAAAAUAGCUUUAAAAAGAGUAUAGAAAAAAAAUUAAGUGAUUUUCGAAAAUUCAUAUACUUGAAGAUCGGAACGUUUUUCAUGGAAGAGAAAUAAAAAAAAAAACAAAUGAAAAGUAAAAAAUCUGCUGGAUCUAGAUUUAUGAAAUGUUUCGCACAAGUGCUAGUAUGUCAGUCAAAAAUUGUGGCCACCCCCAAUUACCCCUUAACUCACCUUUAAGCAGUCAAGCUACACGAAUUUUUUAUACGCCUUUUUGGCUUCAAGACGAAAUUUUCUUAAAGCUAAGAGGCGGUAUAUCUUGAAAUACGCCCUUUUGGCGUUAGUAAUUCAAAAAUUUUUUUUUUAUUGAUCGACGUUUUAAACGAUUUUGAGUUGAAUGGCAAAAAAAAUAUUUUUAUCCGCCCUUUUGGCACAAAAUCCUAUCUAACUGCGGUAGUACGCCCUUUUGGUAUUUCGCCAUUUCUAAUUAAUGGCCCCCUUUUCCCUUCUUUUCCUUCAGAAUCUUUCUUAUCUCACAUACUUAGGCUCUGGAGGCUAAUUUUAUCUUUUACAAAAGAUUAUUUAAACCUAAACUUGGUAAAACCGGACAAAAUUGUCAAGUUUAAGUUCAAAUAACCGUUUUGAUAUACGGAUCGUCAUAAUCUAGAAAGAUAAUUUCAGCCGCCUUGCCUUCGUGUAGGAUUUGGAGGCUCAAAG
This is a messenger RNA of Microplitis mediator, 4904 nucleotides long. RefSeq lists its product as uncharacterized. The transcript is spliced from 5 exons. The record is from RefSeq and is a predicted model, not a curated record. Lineage: Eukaryota; Metazoa; Arthropoda; Insecta; Hymenoptera; Braconidae. The coding region runs from base 1782 to 3572 and encodes 596 amino acids.